This is a messenger RNA of Lepisosteus oculatus (spotted gar), 3581 nucleotides long. Its product is annotated as arrestin domain-containing protein 4. Gene Ontology annotation, cellular component: plasma membrane; cytoplasm. The record is from RefSeq and is a predicted model, not a curated record. Gene Ontology annotation, biological process: protein transport. Gene Ontology annotation, molecular function: ubiquitin-like ligase-substrate adaptor activity. Lineage: Eukaryota; Metazoa; Chordata; Actinopteri; Semionotiformes; Lepisosteidae.
GACCAAUGGGCGCAGGAAUUUCGGUUUCUUGGCGUUUCCGAAGGGCUGUCAGACGGCCUCGGCGUGAUUGCUCAAUGUAUCAACAGUAGAAGCUCAGCUCAGGUGUCGCGGCUCUUUCCGAUCUCUGUUGUAACUCUUUAAAUGAAUUGCACCAAGACUAAAAAAAACCCCACAGUUUGCGUUAUGUUUCAGAUGUCCAGUCAGGGCGGCACAAGUAACCCCUUCAAUGAGAACCGGUGUUUUAUUUUCGAGAAGAAGGCGGUCGAGUCGGUGUUUUCGACAGUUAACAUAUGACUGAGCCCCGAGGCUGAAUCAAGUCACAGAGCGCUAAAUUAAGAGCAACUUUUUUUAAAAAAAAAAAGCAAAAUAGGGAGGAACACCUGAAAGGGAUUUUUGUUUUUGGAGGGAGUCAAAAACAAAUAUCGGGACUAUCGGUGGGCCGAGGGGACGCCGACAUGGUGGUCAAAGUGAAGGCGCUGGCCAUCGUGUUCGACAGCGAGGACGGGAGUGCCUACGGCAGCGGGGAGGCCGUGUCCGGGCGUGUGCUCCUGGAGCUGUCGGUGCCGGCGCGGAUCCGGGCUCUCCGGGUGCUGGGCAGGGGCUGUGCCCGGGCCAGCUGGACCGACGGGCCGGGGUCUGCCCCAGCGGCACCAUCCCCGGGGCACGGCUACAGGGAGGAGGUCGACUACCUGAACGUCACCCACACUCCCCCGGGAGCGACAGGCGAGGACGUUGCCGAAGGUUUUAUCUGUUUGCCCUCAGGGAAGCACGAAUUCCCUUUCAGCUUUCAGCUUCCACAGGGGCCCUUGGUUACCUCAUUCUGUGGGAAGCAUGGAAGUGUCCAGUACUGGGUAUCAGCAAUUUUACAGAGGCCAUCCAUGCAGGACCUUAUUGUGCACAGAGAAUUUCCUGUUAUCAGCCAUGUAGAUGUCAACUCCCCAACUCUACUGUCGCCUAUUUCUACAAAUACAGAGAAGAUGGUCGGCUGCUGGUUCUUCACUUCAGGCCCUAUUUUCCUGAGUGCCAAAAUUGAAAGACAGGGCUACUGUAAUGGAGAAGCAAUCCCCAUCUAUGCUGAGAUUGAGAACUGCUCUUCACGUCUCAUUGUGCCAAAAGCCACAAUAUAUCAAACUCAGACCUGUCUUGCUAAUGGCAAAACGAAAACUUUCAAGCAGGAAGUUGCCAGUGUGCGUGGAAACCAUAUUGGCUCAGGCAGCACUGACACAUGGAAUGGAAAGACAUUGAAGAUCCCCCCAGUGACUCCAUCCAUCCUGAACUGCUCAAUCAUCAGAGUUGAAUACUCUUUAGCAGUACUGGUGCAGAUUCCAGGUGCAAAGAAGCUGAGAGUAGAGCUUCCUUUGGUUAUCGGGACCAUACCAUACAAUGGGUUUGGGAGCCGAAGUUCAAGUUUGUGCAGCCAGUUCAGUAUGGACAUGAGCUGGCUCACUCUGGCGCUACCUGAACAGCCAGAAGCUCCUCCGAAUUAUGCAGAUGUCGUGUCGCAAGAAGAGUUUGAGCGCCACACCCCCUCUAACUCUGAGCCAGAUGAGCUGGAGCGUGAAAUUGGGCGGCCUGUAUUCGCUUAUAUUCAGGAAUUCAGGUUCCAGCCACCGCCUUUGUACUCAGAGAUUGACCCACAUCCAGUCCAGACUGAUGAUCAUCGGGGUCGUGUUCUGUUUUCAGUCUGAAACCUACAUAUCUGCCACGUUUGCAGGGUAGUUGAUUUCAUGGUUUCUUUCCAGUUAGUUUGAAUAAAUCUGAAAGCUUUGAAAUAGUGUUUCGCCACAGUUGUGGAUUGAAAGGUCAAUGACAGUGCGUAGCUGGCAUGAGUAUGGGUUGUAGGAAUUGCACCAAGUCCUCGAUGGGUGAUUGUGAGAUUUCCAAAUAAAUGGAAGAUAGAAUGUAGGAAUUUAGAAGUUCUGUUUCCAAUGUGUUUUUGCACCUUUGCGUGAGCUUGGAGAAGAAAGAAGAAAUGCAGAAUAAAAUGUGGACAAAAAGAUAGUCUGAACAGAAGUGUUCUUGCUAAAGAAAGUGAAGGGUGAAUAUGCAAUUCACAGUAAAGUCUAACAAGAUGUGAAACAUCUUUAAAAAGAAACAGUCAUAAGGACAGUAUGUUUUAUGUGCACAGAAGAGUAAAUUAUUUAGCACAUAAUUUGUUCAAAUAUGAUACUGUUUUAUAGCUUUAAAAUCUUAAGUUUCACUAUUAAUACAAGUGAAAUGCCAAUAGACACAAGUGUGUCUUUUGCACUUUUGAAAACCAAAGCCUUAAUUCAAAAAAGUUGUGCUUUACCCUGGAUGGGACAUAACUUUGUUUAAAACCCUACAGUAAAUGGAUGUUUUGAACUGAAAGUUCAAUUAUGUUUACAGCUAAGAAACUAAAUGCUUGACCUUUUCCUGGAUAUAUGAAUUGUCAAGGGAAGAGGAAACAGUAUAGAUAUUAAUAACAUGACAACGUUUUUUUGUUACCAAAGACUUAAAAUAUAUAAUUCAUAUCCCAUACCAUUGCAGUUUUAAUUAAUCUUUUUCUGGGAUUUUACUAGGUGGAAUUCAUUUGUGUUAUUCUCAGGAUAUUAAGGUUGGGUUUUACACGUGUGUGAAGAAAAUUAAUGAUCAAAAGUGGAAAGUACAGUGUCUUGUUCACCUAGAUCUUAAUUUUGACAUAGUAUGGUAUGAUUUCAGGCAGUCUUUGUUUACAAAAGGCCUAUCUAUAUAAAGCACUUGUUUUAAAGAAAUGUUGCAUCAUCUGUAUUGUGUGUUAGAGAGGACUAAGCAGCAAGCAACUAGAAAAUAUGCAGUGUCUAAAUUGGACCAAGUAAAGUGAAGUAAAGUGCCUCAUGGGUCUCUUAUUAAAGUUAUGCCUUGUGCAUGGAUCAUCCAUUCCUGUAGCUAGCUGUCAACAAGUGACACUGCAGUUGAAGUUCACAUUGAAGAAGAGUGGGAAUGUUAUUUAUGAUCCUAUACUAAAACAUUCAGAAACCACAAUUUGGUCUAACCAUGCUUACAUAAAAAUGCACUUAAAGUGCUAUAUACAUUUAAUUUGAAAUAGAGCACUUGAGCAAAUAUUACAAUAUGGAAUAAUUAAUUUUAGCUGCUUUAUCAGCAUCUCUAGGUUUGUGUUUCCUUUAUCUGAAAGCUGCUUAUCCUGGUUGAGGUCGCGGGUUUGCUGUAAGCCCAUCCAGAAAGCAGAGUCCUAAGGUGGGACUGAAAUCAUUUGUCUGCUAUGUUUGUCUUUAAUAGUAUAAUGUGCCUACAGUGCCACUUAAUUUUCAAAUAGUGCCCUGGUAAGUUUUAGAUAUUUGUAUUUAGCACUUUGAAUAUUAAAAUAUGUGGCCUUACUUUUUGCUGCAAUCAUUCUUAACAAAAUAUCUAAAAUGUAAGGUUUUGUAAGUUUUAUGAGCACAGAUAUGGUUCUUGAACAUCUUUUAAGCUGUGCAAAGUGAUCAACUUAAAAUGCUGCUGAUGGGUUAUUUUUUAAAUGUAUAAUGUAUAUCAUCGUAAAAAAACUAUCAACUACCUUACUGUUAUUUGUAAAAAAAAAAACUAGUGAGUAUAUUUUUGUAAAUAAAAGUGGAGAAAAUUAA